Messenger RNA from Dendroctonus ponderosae (mountain pine beetle), 943 nucleotides. Its product is annotated as ATP synthase subunit O, mitochondrial. Bases 154 to 780 code for a protein of 208 amino acids. Lineage: Eukaryota; Metazoa; Arthropoda; Insecta; Coleoptera; Curculionidae. Gene Ontology annotation, biological process: proton motive force-driven mitochondrial ATP synthesis. The record is from RefSeq and is a predicted model, not a curated record. Gene Ontology annotation, molecular function: proton-transporting ATP synthase activity, rotational mechanism. The transcript has 4 exons.
AUAGGCAACACUGUCUCACAGAAGCAGUGGCUUAACUUCUGACCUAACCUCACAAUCCCUAUUUUGACAGCUAUUUGGGUUCAUAAACUUUGAUCCCGACCAAUUUUCUGAAAAAUUGUAAUAAAUCAUCUAACAAUUCAAAGCUCUGUUAAAAUGGCUUGCCGAAAAGUACUAUCCAUCAGGCAAUUCAGUACUGGCCAAGUAGCCAGUCAGUUGGUCAAGCCUCCAGUACAAAUAUUUGGGAUUGAAGGGCGGUAUGCAACAGCCCUGUAUUCUGCAGCCACCAAGAAGAAGACCCUGGACAGUGUUGAAAAGGAUCUGAUUGGGCUCGAGACAUCUUUGAAAACUGAUCCUAAAUUCAAGAGCUUUAUACUGAACCCAACAAUUAAAAGGUCAUUGAAAUCUGAAGCCCUAAAAGCAAUAUCUGCAAAAAUUUCGCUUAAACCCGAAUCUGCCAAUUUGCUUCAGCUUUUGGCCGAAAACGGUCGUCUCAUAAAGUUGGAUCGAGUUAUUACCGCAUUUAAAACUAUCAUGGCAGCCCAUAGAGGAGAGGUAGUUUGUGAGGUGACUAGCGCCAGAGAACUGGACGCCGAACAGAAGACCAAACUUCAAGGAGUGUUGAAAUCUUUCUUGAAAUCUGGUCAAUCCAUUUUGCUAACUACUAAAGUUGAUCCUUCCAUUAUUGGAGGUUUGCUUGUUUCUAUUGGUGAUAGAUAUGUAGACAUGUCUGUUGCCAGUAAGAUUAAGAAGUAUUCUGAAAUUAUCAGCGCCCCCGUUUAAAUCGACCAACGGUGUAAGCACGAAUUAGAACAUAAUGCAAUAUCUAAAUAGAAGUUUGUGUUGUUUACUGGCUACUUAAUUCCAUAAAAACAGCUUAUGGUUACGGACCUUACAGGUUUUUGUCAAAUAAUGGUUUCGUAUGAAAAUACAAGAGUAGCAAUUA